This is a messenger RNA of Phaeoacremonium minimum UCRPA7, 399 nucleotides long. RefSeq lists its product as hypothetical. Bases 1 to 399 code for a protein of 132 amino acids. The record is from RefSeq and is a predicted model, not a curated record. The transcript is spliced from 2 exons. NCBI's taxonomy places the organism in Eukaryota, Fungi, Ascomycota, Sordariomycetes, Togniniales, Togniniaceae.
AUGGGCUUUCUCAUCUUUAGCUGCGUCAGAGCGAUUUUCCUGUCGUCCGUUUAUAUCGGACUUCACUUCUUUCCCAUCAAGAACAAGCUUAAUCUCGCGCACAUGAUAUUUGUUGUUCUCUCAACUAUCUUUUGGGUCGUAUCUGGCGUUCUCAUUUACCAGAUCUGGCAAUAUGUUGAGUGCCAAAACAACGGCAUACCGAGCAGCGUCGAUGAGUUCAAGAGCCAGGUCUCUGGUGGGCUGAGCCUGUGCCACGAGAUCAAGAUUAUCGAGAUUCUGGCAUGGGUCAUCGCCGGCGUCAGCGUCAUUGCUGCUAUACCUGUUGUUAUGACAACCAUGAAAAUGAGGAAAGAAAGGCGACAAAGACGCACCGGUGGCAAGACGGCGACGAGUGCCUGA